GUUUCGGAAGGCGGAGGGCAAAAAAAAGGGGGUCAAAGACGACAGUGAAAUUGUAUGAUUGAAUGCUUUACAUGUCUGUACUUGAAAUCCCGUUUAUUUGCCAGCCUGACAAUGGAACCAUGUCACGGAAUUUUGAAAGCUUUCCCAAAGGUUAAAAGGGCCCGAGUUCAAGGAAACGAUUCUCCACCUUUAAAGAAGAAAUCUGAUGAAUUUGAGGUCACAGGAAAUACCUUUAAUGGUACCUCAGUGUACAUCCUGCCUGCUGGAAUAGGAAAUGCAAGAUGUCAAAUCUUCCAAAGACAAGUUCAACAGAAUGGAGGCCAGACAGAGAGCUCCCUGUAUGCAAGUGUCACUCAUGUUGUCGUUGAUGACAAUAUGGAUUGUGACAGGGCUCUGCGUCUCAUCAAGUUGGAUGCAAUGCCUUCUGGAGUCCAUCUCGUCAAAUGUAGUUGGUUAAGCUCAUGUAUCAGUGAGAAACAACUCUUGGAUGAAUCAAGCUAUAGUCUUUUACCGAAAAGGGAUUCUGAAACUCUCCUAGAAAAAGACUUGCUGACUGGCAAGUCUGCUGCUGAAAUGCUAAACCCAGAGUGUGAUCAUAGCAAGCAAGGGGAAACAUUAGACAUGAGUGUAUCCAACAAAGAAGAUAUUCAAGGAGAAGACGAUGGAGUCUGUCAGAGUCACCUAGAAGCUCUCAUUACAGGUCGGUGUCCCAAAGACGAAGCCCCUGGGCCCAGCCUUGAUCCUGGUCGAGACACUACCGCUCAUACGGUGGUCUCAGGGAAGUGGGUCUGCGCGCAGUCUUCUCAAUCCAAAAGUAAUAACUUCAACAAGCACAUUACCGACAAACUAGAACUACUGGCCAAGGCCUAUACACACCAGGGAGACAAGUGGAGGGCAUUGGGCUACUCCAAGGCUGUCAAUGCAUUGAAGAGUUAUCACAAGCCGGUUACAUCGUAUCAGGAGGCAUGUCUUAUCCCGGGAAUUGGUAAACGUAUGGCAGACAAAAUUGAUGAAAUCAUGGAAAGUGGUCAUCUGCGCAAGCUCGAUCACAUUGGAGAGGCUGUGCCAGUAUUGGAGCUUUUCACUAACAUUUGGGGUGCAGGAACAAAAACGGCACAGCUUUGGUACCAACAGGGAUUCCGGACUUUGGAGGACAUUCGCACAAAAGCCCACUUGACCAACACUCAGAAAAUAGGACUCAAGCACUACAAUGACUUUCUUGACAGAAUGCCCAGGGAAGAAGCUGCAGCAAUUGAGAAAGUGGUGAGGCAAGCAGCCCAAGCAAUUGAUUCUGGUCUGGUGGCAAUGGCAUGUGGCUCAUACCGCAGAGGAAAGAACACAUGUGGAGACGUGGAUGUGCUGAUAACGCACCCUGAUGGAAAGUCCCACAAAGGUGUGUUCAGCAAAGUGCUCCAGAGCCUCCAUGACUCUGGAUUCUUAACGGACGACCUGGUGAGCCAUGAGGAAAAUGGAGAGCAGAAGAAAUACAUGGGCGUGUGCCGCUUGCCAGGACCGGAUCGCCGUCAUCGCAGACUGGAUGUCAUUGUGGUGCCCUACAAUGAGUUUGCCUGUGCUCUCAUGUAUUUUACUGGCUCUGCAUACUUCAACCGCUCCAUGAGGGCCCUGGCAAAGACAAAGAACAUGAGCUUGUCAGAGCAUUCACUUAACCAAAGUGUGGUGCGUCAAGGUAGCGCCAAGGUGUAUGCUGGCACUCCACUAUCUACACCCACAGAAAGUGACAUUUUUAAUCUUUUGGGGAUACCAUCCAGAGAGCCUUGUGAAAGGGAUUGGUGAUGAUUAACAAGUGCAAUGCUUUUGUUCUUUUUUUAAAUUUAAGACAGUUCAACACUAUUCACACUAGAUUGACAAGAAAGUUGAUCUUAUUUGACAGUUGAAACAAUGGACAAAUGACAACUACUGUCUUCACCAGCCGAGUAUGCAAUAUCUUGAAAAACAUGUAAAUGAAACAUUUAAAAAAAAAUUUAAAUUAACAUUAUUUUCCUGAGCUGAUAAAAUGAAAUUUAAAACGUCUUGCGGCCACUUGAAAUGAAAAAACUAAUCAUGAAAGCUUUCAUGAAUAAAUAUAAUUCAACAAUUAAUGCAAUGUUUUAGACUUCAUGUACACACAAUGGCAAAUUGUGAGAAGAGGUUCUUAAAAAUUGCAACUAUAUACAUUGCAAUAAAAUCAAUUUACAGUGGGGCAAAAAAAAGUAUUAAGUCAUCUACCAAAUGUGUAAUUUCUCCCACUUGCCUGUCAUUUUCGUAUACCUCAUCUGUGGAAUACUAAAUGAGAGAAAAAUCCAGAAAGAAUUUAUAAGUAUUUGGUCAAUAACAAAAGUUUAUAUUAAUACUUAAAAAAGUAUUCGCCCCUUCCUGAUUUCUGUUUGUUUUGCAUAUCUAUCACACACAAAGGUUUCAAAUCAUCAAACAAAUCUCAGAGACAACCCAAGGAAAGACAAAUGACACAUUUGAAAUGACAAUUCAAUGUACAGUUAUUAAGGUACUUUUUUUUUUUUUUUU
This is a messenger RNA of Syngnathoides biaculeatus (alligator pipefish), 2520 nucleotides long. RefSeq names its product polymerase (DNA directed), lambda (gene poll). Gene Ontology annotation, biological process: double-strand break repair via nonhomologous end joining. Gene Ontology annotation, molecular function: DNA binding; DNA-directed DNA polymerase activity. Lineage: Eukaryota; Metazoa; Chordata; Actinopteri; Syngnathiformes; Syngnathidae. Gene Ontology annotation, cellular component: nucleus. The transcript has 9 exons. The coding region runs from base 55 to 1794 and encodes 579 amino acids. The record is from RefSeq and is a predicted model, not a curated record.